Messenger RNA from Malus domestica (apple), 2890 nucleotides. RefSeq names its product pentatricopeptide repeat-containing protein At1g05600. Gene Ontology annotation, molecular function: mRNA binding; protein binding. The record is from RefSeq and is a predicted model, not a curated record. Lineage: Eukaryota; Viridiplantae; Streptophyta; Magnoliopsida; Rosales; Rosaceae.
UACUGCACCGACUGAUGAAAACUUUUAUUUUAUUUGGGACUCGCAACAUCCAAAUCGAUGCCCAUUCAUAAUUAACACCCAUCUUUGACAUAUAUAUUCAUGAUCAGAGGUAAUUUCUUGCGGCGCCCCAUUUUUCGUUGACUUAACACGGCAGCAAAAAGAAAAAAACACAGCAACUAGUUCGACAAGACGAGGAGGAGGAGUCUGUCGGAGCGAAAAUGGAUCUGGAAGCAGGCCAACAGGUACUAUGGCACCGCCCCGGUGAUUCAAUGGCUGCGCUUUCAGUCUCUUGAAAUAGCCUCUCUGGCAGUUGCACACCAACUGUUUGACAAAUUGCCCGACUGAAAGUUCAAAGUUCGAAGCAUGAGUAUAAGAUGGCCAAGGCUGCUAACACCCACACAUCUCUCUCAGAUUAUACGAAAGCAGAAAAAUCCAUUGACUGCCCUCCAAAUUUUCACUCAAGUGAAAUCCAAGUACCCCAAUUACCGUCACAAUGGUCCAGUCUACGCCACCAUGAUCAGCAUUCUCGGAAACUCUGGCCGAAUUGCUGAGAUGAAGGACGUGAUUAACACGAUGAAAAAUGACUCCUGUGAAUGCAAGGAUUCAGUUUUUGCAAUUGCAAUUAAAACCUACGCGCAAGCUGGAUUGCCGAAGGAUGCAGUGUCUCUGUUUAAUAACAUUUCCAAGUUCAACUGUGUGAACUGGACGCAUUCUUUCAAUACCCUUUUGGAGAUUAUGGUGAAUGAGUCCAAGCUUGAAGCUGCUCAUCGCAUUUUCGUGGAGCAUUGUUGUGGAUGGGAGGUGAGCUCUAGGGUUCGGUCCUUGAAUUUGCUCAUGCUUGCUUUGUGCCGGAAGGGUCGUUCAGAUAUUGCCCUGCAAAUUUUCCAAGAAAUGGAUUAUCAGCAUUGUAAUCCGGAUAGGGAAAGUUAUCGGAUUUUAAUGAGAGGGUUGUGUGAAGAUAAGAGGCUCAAUGAGGCAACCCAUUUGUUGUACUCGAUGUUUUGGAGGAUUUCUCGGAAGGGUUGUGGUGAAGAUGUUGUAAUUUAUAGAACCUUGUUGGAUGCCUUGUGUGAUAAUGGGGAGAUUGACGAAGCUGUCGAAAUUCUUGGUAAGAUAUUAAGGAAGGGGCUCAAGGCCCCUAAGCGGUUUCGACACAAUCUUGAUCUCAGUCGUUAUGGAAAUGGCAAAGACACGGGAGGCGUUAAGUUGUUGAUUAAUGAAGCUCUGGUUAGAGGUGGGAUUCCCAGCUUGGCAAGCUAUAGUGCUAUGGCAAUUGAUCUUUACAAUGAAAAUAAGAUUGGUGAGGCUGACAAAGUGCUCAAGGAAAUGCAAGAUAACGGCUUUAGGCCAACAGAGUUGGUCUUUGAAGCAAGGGCGGCUGCAUUGAGUGGUGAAAAGAAAGUCGUUGAAGCAGUGGAGGUGAUUGAAAAGGAGAUGGUGGAGGCAAACUGUGUACCAACUCUAAGAGUGUACAAUGUUGUGAUGAGAUGCCUUUGUAGUGAGGGGCAAUCGGUUCUUGCCAUUUCGUAUUUGAAGAAGAUGGAAAAGCAGGUGGGUUGUGUUGCUGACAAGAAAACUUAUGGCAUUUUAGUGGAUGGGCUUUGUGAGGAGAGACGAUUUCUGGAAGCAAGUCGAGUAUUGCAAGAGAUGUUGAUCAAGUCACAUUGGUCCUGUGCUGAGACUUACAGUCGAGUGAUUAGGGGUCUUUGCUCAGUGGGCAGGCAAUAUGAAGCUGUUAUGUGGUUGGAGGAGAUGUUGAGUCGGGCUAUGCUGCCGGAGCAUUCAGUAUGGAACUCAUUGGUGGUAUCUGUGUGUUCUAACAUAUCCAAUGUUGAGAAUUGCAGCGAGGGUCUUCUUGCUUUGACGGAAUUUGGAAGACCGUUAAUGCAAGAUCGUCUAGUUACAGGAACAGAUACCAUAUCAGACUGGCCUCCAUUACACCACACCGCAAAUUCGGAGGCAAGUUUCACCUUUUUUUCAGUAAGGCUACGUUCGGGUGAUGGACUUGUAAGUGCCAAGGGAUUUAGGAUAACCGAUGAAGAGAUAUACUAAAAACGGGGGUUGAGAAAUGCAUUCCGUGAUCAUUUGGUCUUGUCGAGAACAGAACUCUUCCGGUCAAGGCUGAGUUUGCAACGUGGUUACCUAAGGGGGCAUCCCUCGGCGCCAGAUUGACUUAACGCUCCUAGUAACCCCAAUACCGAAGGUUUUUAAUAGGAAACACCUAUCAAAAUCCUUGGAUUGGAAACAUGUAUCGAAAUCCUUUUGUUAGAUCCUAUGUUGAACGGACUUGGACGUAUUCUAAAUCGGAUGCCUGGAACAGUCUGCGAGUCAGAGUCCACUUUGAGCACUUUAUGCCCACUUUAAAGCUUUAUCAGAGUAUGCAACUUCUUCGGACAUGCUGGCUCAAAGGCGACAUAACUUGGGGUUUCUUGAGUGGACCGAUUGAGUCGAUGUCCCAUUGCAUAUAGUGUUGAGCUCUUCUGCAUGCUGAUGAUUCAUCAGAGCGUACUUUUGGCACUUAUCACAAGUUCGAUCACAAUCUUUUGCAUCUAUUUUCAUGGUUGGCCAAUAAUACACAGAAAUAAAGGCUUUCUGAGGGAGGGAUUGUCCACCAGAGUGGUUGUCAAAGAGACCCCUGAGUGCAUGUUGUAUAGAAUCUCCACGCCCCAUUGCGGAAAGACACACGAGUGUGGUCCAAAUUCAUGUGUUAGAGCGGUUACUUGUGCAUUCAUGAUUUAAUAGGGAUGAAGGAGACAUAAGCUAGCUAACAAAGCCAAAUCAAUUAGAUCCCAUCUUUAUGUCACAAAUCAAAGUGAACAUUUUCUCGGACCCAUCAAAUCAAUUUGUUUUAUUUGGUCCGUACAAGAUAUAAGGAAAUGUGUUCCAUGUG